This is a messenger RNA of Cylindrotheca closterium, 606 nucleotides long. NCBI's taxonomy places the organism in Eukaryota, Bacillariophyta, Bacillariophyceae, Bacillariales, Bacillariaceae. The record is from the annotation of a GenBank genome assembly.
AUGAAACCGUUCUGCCCUUUGGUCCUAAUGGCAGUCGGAGCUACGGCAUCCACAUUUCCAAGGAAUAAUGUGUCGUUUGGAAUCGUCAGAAGGCAGCCUUCCUUAUUAGUGAAGCAAGAAAGCAACAAUAAUUCAAAACCAUCCGAUAGCGAGAGUACACUUUCCUCGAUGCUGUCAAUACGAGGAGGAGCUUAUGACCCAUACAUGGGUGAUAUAUAUUACAGUGAAGUGAGCCCAGAGAAUUCCAUGCCCGAACAAGGUUCCCACGAUAUCACCUACCCAACAAACACCAACAAUAACAACAACGACAACACCAACGAUGACACUCCUGUGGUUUCGAGUUCCCAAGUGAUGUAUGAGGGCGGAUGCUUUGUCUCAAGCGAUUCCGUUGGACCGGUCGAAUCAAUGUUCAAUAGCUUUUUCAAAAGCUUUGGAGAUUCGGAAGAAGACGAUGAUGACGACGACGAUGACAAUGAUGGCCACUCGUCCAUGCUGGCAAAUGGCUCGUUGACCCAGUCCAGACGGAUGCAGUCUGCUGCUGAUCGAUCGUACCAAUCGUAUGCCUCGAGUGCAGUAUACUUGGAGAGUGAAGUUCAAUUCCAAUAA